AUGAGUGAAACUUUAACUGUCGAUGAACUCUGUAAAAAGUUCGAGGAAGAUUUAAAGACUCCAUUACCUGCAGAAACUUACAAGUCUGUUAUUGAUGAUUUAUUUGAGGAAGCAAAAAAUGGAAAAAUUACAGCAGAUGGUGAUAAGAUAAGAACACUUGUCGAAAGAGCGACAAAAGAUCAUUCGGAAACAAGAGAAUAUUUGACUAAACUUGUCAUGGAGGACCCUGCUUUAACAUUCAAAUUGUUUAAACACGCCGAUAAUGCAGUUAUUUUAGUAAGACUCUUUGAUCAAGUAGAAGAAGCAGAACCUUAUUUACAACUACUAGAAUCGAGAAUUAGUACUCAAUCGAAAGCAGAUUUUAAAUUUACCGUACAAUCCUUAACAGCAUUAUAUCGUGAGUUUGGCUUCGACAUGGUAAAUGUGAAAGUUGUCCUAAGACCACUAUUGUUAAGAAUAUUGGAUACAGAAUCUGUAUUUGAUAUUGCCAUGCUUCUUGCACUAUUCUUAGAUAUCUAUGAAAAAGAAUUUGAAGAUGAGUAUUGCAAAGUCAUGGAAGAAUUGAUCAAUGAAGUGGAGAAUGGCUCAGAGGAAGAUAUUCUUACAAGCGUUGUUUGUUCGUUGAAUUAUACAUAUAUCACCAUGACAGCUGCUUGCACUUUUGUACUAAUGACCAAGAAAUUAAAUAAUCUAAUAAUGGCUAGGGUAUCCAAAGGUGACGACGAUCAAUUUAUUUAUAGAGUACUAGAUUUAUUGUCUGCCGCAUGUAUUGAUGAGACUAUCAGAGUCUUUAUUACUGAAAAUUAUUUAUCAAUGUUAGAACAAGCCUUACAAAAUGACAAAUUUCAACUUCAAAGUGCGUUGGUUUUAAUCAAGACAUGGUCAUUUACCAAGUUGACAAAUAUCAAUAUCCAAAAACUUGCAGAUAUAUUGUUAACUUGUUUUUUAAAAAAUUCAGAACAAAAAAAUAAACAAUUAGAUGUAGCAAUUGAAGGUUUGGCUUAUUUAAGUUUGAAGACUUCUGUCAAGAUUCUUUUAAGACAUACACCUCAAUUUAUUGAUGUCGUGGGAAAAGUAAUCGAAACACCUUUUAGUUAUGAAAAUAUUUAUGGGGUUCUUAUUAUGUUAGCCAACAUUACAUGUUCGCCUACAGAUGAUAACACAAUCAAUAAAUCAAUUAGAAAUAUAUCUGAUAUUAAUGAUAUGAGGAAUCCUGGUCUUUCUAACGAUAUCAAUGAAACAAUAAUUGAAGAUCCAACUGCAGUUACAAAAUUCAACAAAGAGUCUCUCCUUGACAACGAGUUAUUAUCUUGUUUUACCCAUUUUUACGAAAAUUACACACCAGGUUCUGCUAAGCAAUUAAUGAGAAUAAUUUAUAAUUUAACAAGAACAAAGUCACAUAUACCAAGAUGUGUCGAACAAGGUUCUAUUCCUUCCAUUUUAGAGUUUGUUCAUACUUAUAGAGCUGAUGGAAAAUUUGGUCAUGAUAUUGAUUUGGAUAUGUCCUAUAUGAGAUUAUUAGCUAUAAGGUCUUUAACUCAAAUGUUAAUUUAUACUGAUCCGAAUGUCAUAUUUCAUAAAAACUCACCACUAGAUGCUAUUUCUUGUCUAUUUGAAUUAUUACCGGUUGUUGAUACCUCGGAUUUAGGAGAAGAUAAUAAUAUAUUCAUGAAAUCUAACGAACAUAUAAAACCCGUUGAUAAAGUAGAAGCAUUAUGGUCGUUAACUAAUCUUGCAACAAUGAAUGGAUCAAUUGGUGAAGAAAUUUGUAAAACUAUUGCUACUAAUGACGAUUAUUGGGAAUGCAUUGAAAAUUUAUUAUUAGAUGAUACAAUGAUUAUACAAAGAUCAGCAUUAGAGUUACUUUGUAAUUUAAUGAGUUAUCCAAUCCAUGUUGCAUCAAAGAUUUUUAAUUUUGAAAACCCUCAAAGUUUACAUAAUUUCAAUAUUCUGGUUAAACUAAUAUUAUUAACAGAUGUAAAAUCACAAAGAGCUGUUGUUGCUGUCUUUGCCAAUAGUGCAAAUGCGAUUCCCUUCAUUGCUGGUGAAUUAUUGAAAAAAGAUGAAUUAAUCAAGAAUUGUAUGAAUAUAUUUGCUAAUCAAAUGGAUGAUGUACCUCUAAGACAGAGAUUUAUUAUGCUGUUCUAUGCAUUAUUUGAAAAUGCUCCAUCUCAAGGGGAAGAAGCUAUGAAAAAUUUCCAAAAAAUUUUAGAAUUUAAGGAAUGUGAAAAGUUUACAAAAGCAUUACAAGUUGCGCUGACAAGAGCAGACACAGAUCCAGAGUUCGGAGAUGUCAUACCUGCAAUUCAAGCUAGAUUUCAAAAAAGAGAAUGA
This is a messenger RNA of Maudiozyma saulgeensis, 2334 nucleotides long. Lineage: Eukaryota; Fungi; Ascomycota; Saccharomycetes; Saccharomycetales; Saccharomycetaceae. The record is from the annotation of a GenBank genome assembly.